AAAUGCAAAUUAGCACAUGAAUAUUCAACACUGCUGCACUGUGCUGGCUUAUACUCCAUUCAUGUAGCUGAGUGUAAGAGAGAGAGAGGGAGGGUGAGUGAGGCUGACCUAAAGGCAGACCUGUUGAGUUUAAGGCUUAAGACUUUAAGACCAAUGCAUACCACAAUUGAUACGUAAUCAAAAAAAAAUCCUGUAACUUUUACUGUUACUGUUACACCAUCUGCUGUUCCUCUUUUUUUUCCCUGUUUGUGGCAAGAGCACUCUUUGUUCCUCAGCCACAUUUAUAGAGGGAUGACGUAGAAAAGAGCUUGGAAACUCUAUGAGACACACCCACAGCUGCUGAUCACCCGGACGAGACCAACUUCAUUCCACAGGGUGCCUUUUGUUCGUCCAGCGUACACAUCAGUCCGGUCAAACCUUCCCCAUCCUUCACGCGAGAAACCAAUCCACAUGGCCAGUCUAGCUUUGACCACGCCCAUCUCAGAGCCACCUAACUCCUCCACUACAUCAACCAAUGCCCUUACUGUGUCCCACCAGAUCGGGAUAGCCAUUUUAGUGCUAGCCUUUAUUCUCGGUUUCCCCGGCAACAUCUUUGUGGUGUGGUCAGUCCUGUGUCGAGUCCAGCAGCGCUCCGUCACUUGCCUCCUGGUUCUAAACCUGGCAGCGGCUGAUGCUUUUGUGCUCCUCAGCGCCCCCUUUUUUCUGCGUCUGCUGGCUGGUGGACGGGGGUGGGAGUUUGGGGAUGUCAUGUGCAAGACAGUGCACUACCUGUGCUGCGUCAACAUGUACGUGUCCAUUUACCUCAUUUGCCUGAUGAGCCUGGACCGCUGGCUGGCCGUCACCAGACCUUUCCUGUCUCAGAGGCUGAGGAACAAAAGGACCAUCUAUCUGGCCAUGCUGGGCAUCUGGGUCAUGGCCUUUUUACUGGCUCUGCCUAUGCCCUUCUACCGCAGAAUCCGCCAGAUCCGUGAGUACAACAACAUGACUCUGUGUUUGCCGUACCACUUUAACUUCAAGGGACAUGAAGUCUUCCAGUACUUGUUUGAGACUCUGAUGGGCUUUGUGGUCCCAUUCACUUUCAUCCUGGCAUGCUACACCUCUGUCAUUCGUCGCCUACGCAGCGCUAUGUUUCACGGCCGUGUGAAGGGCAGCCUCCUCAUCCUCCUCAUCAUCAUCACCUUUGCUGUCUUCUGGUUGCCCUACCACCUGAUAAACAUAUUACAGGUGAUUGGUGUGCUGCAGGACAGCCAAACUCUCUCCAACUUGGUGAAGGCCGCUCGGCCCAACGUGACUGCGUUUGCCUUCCUGAGCAGUAGUGUAAACCCCAUCCUCUACGUGUUUGCUGGCAGCUCCUACAUCCGCCGCGCUGGCCUCAGCUUCAUGGCCAAACUUUUUGAAGGCACCCACUCUGACCACUCCGUCCUCAGCAGGCGUGGCACCUCCACAGACAACUCCAACCUCGCAAAGCUGACAAUUAAAUCACUCCAGAGCAGAGACCGGGUAAGGAACAAGAGCUGUGGAGAAGAGGAGAGUAAAAAGAUGGAGAUGAGCUGUAAGGAGGAGCUUAAGAGUCUAACCACAGUGCAGUAACCUCACAGACUGACAAUGGCAAAGAUAAACAUUGUGCAGCAGCAUGAAGCAGACUGCAUCCUGUUCAUUCUUAACUACACUGGCGGUCUAAAAGAAUUGCUCAUGUUUAGCAACUGUUUUUGACGUGUUUAUCCUGUCUGUUUACUUAUGGAUACAAUUCAAUGCAAGAUGCCACACAAUUGAUUAAGAGGGAAUUCCACCAUUUUUUCAUCAUUUCUGCAUAGUUAAAUGUCUACGAUGUAAACAAAAAAAAUCAUUUAGAAUGGUUUGAUGUGACAUGCUGUAUUCUAGGCAGAAUUGUUCACAGUGGUGGUGAUAGGAACCAGACAUCUGAAGAGUUUAACACCUCUAAAAGCUCCCUCACAGAAAGCUAUUGCAUGAAAUGGGUCACAGAUACACUGCCUCCUGAUGCCUGAAACAUUGUUUUACAAUAAUUUUGAGAUGAAGUUUGGCUGUAUUUUUUUUUUUUACAUGACAGAGAGGCACAUGCAGCGCAUGUAAAGCAAAAUAGGCAACAUUUUUUGAAAGUUUACAGCUAUUUCAGCAUUAUUAAUAUAUAAAAACUGAAAAUAUGUGUAGGUUCACCGCUCAUUUUGUUAGUUAAUGUAAUGGCUAUAUUUGCGUUGUAGACAUUGCGACCCCUGGUUCUUAUCACUACCACUGUAAAGGAAUACAGGUCUGUAUGUUUCUCUACAAUUAACUAUUUGACAUUAAACUACUCUGAAUGACUUUGUUUACAUCUUAAUGGUUUAACCAUGCAGAAAUGUUGAAAAAUUUAUGGAAAUUUGCUUUAGGUGAAAUUCCAGCAAGGUUUAGAAAUUCAUUAAGAUAUUCAAACCAAUAUUGUUAGUGGACAGCAGCGAAGAACGUAUGGGAAGCAGUUAAAUCAUUUUGAACAACCUUAGGAAAGUAUAGAUUUUUCUCUUCACACAUUGACCCACAAGAUUUCAAAGGGUUUAAAAUUAUGCCUGAUUUUCGCUUAAUGAACAGAGCGCCAUCUUGCAUUGUCUUAUUGGAAAUUGCAUAAUUUACUGCGGUCUCCUUCAAUUAGGUGAAGAGACAGGACAAACAUUUCAAUAGAAGUUGCUAAAUUUUGGUGUUUGAAUGUGCAUAUAUGCAAUUCAUUUCAACUGCCGGUGUAUUUUUGCUUCAGAAAGGAGGGUCUUUGAAAUGUUCUCGAUGCAUUUCUAGGUUGAAAGGAAAGAAACCUUGCAGGAAUAAGCUGGACCUUCUGAAAAAUGGCUUUACGUGGAGCUUGCAACGUAUCUUCAUUUUCAGUUUUCUGAGCUUUGGGACCCUUAAUUGCAUUAUCGCGUUGCAUUUUUUUAAUAUUCAGAGAGCUUUAUGUGUUGUGAGUUUUGUUUUAUAAACCGGCAUUUAAGUAUGUGCUUUCAAAGAAACUGAAUACGCACACAGUUACAUAGGCUAAGUGCAAAUGAAAGCUCAGGGCUAGUCGGCCUUUAGUAAGUGGUCAGCAUCUGAUUAUAGACCCUUUCAUUCACAUCUGCUAUUAGUUGUUCACAGUUCCACAGUCUCCUUAUAACACAUUCUUAAAUAUAAUAUAAAAAUAAGGGAAGAACCUUCAUUCUUACAGAGGCUUUAUAUUAUGAGGAGAUCUUCAAACUUUAAAAAGAUUCUUUGCACACCAUAUUUACAAAAAUGAUUCUUUAAAGAACCAUCCACUGAAAAGUUCUACAGGGAACAAAAAGUACUUCUAAGGCAUCACUGUCCUUUAUUUUUAAGAGUGUAAUUAAGGUUAACAUUUGACCCUUGGACAGUUCAACUUCCACCUUCAACAAAAGACUAAAUAGCAGUAUUUCUAUUCAAAUGCAUUGUGUGUCCAAAAGUCUGUAGACACCUGCUUUACCAAUGUUUUUUUUUCUGUAAUCAAGGGUAUUAAUAGGGAGUUUGUCCCUUUUUACUGCAGUAAAUGCCUCUACUCUU
Molecule: messenger RNA, 3534 nt
Organism: Colossoma macropomum (tambaqui)
Lineage: Eukaryota; Metazoa; Chordata; Actinopteri; Characiformes; Serrasalmidae
Product: leukotriene B4 receptor 1-like
Exons: 4
Coding region: 451-1590 (379 amino acids)
Biological process (GO): inflammatory response; positive regulation of cytosolic calcium ion concentration; complement receptor mediated signaling pathway
Cellular component (GO): plasma membrane
Molecular function (GO): leukotriene receptor activity; complement receptor activity
Source: RefSeq, a predicted model, not a curated record